GGGUCGCUGUAGCUCAGGGACGAGCGGCUGUAGUGCGGCAUGCAGGAACUCACUGCGCUUCCGCUUCCUGUUGGCAGUAUCAGUACACAGAGCGGCAGCAUGGGCCCGGAGCAGGAGCGUGGCUCCUCCAGUGAGGGGGAUGAAGAGGCGCCUGAAGAACUUACAUUUCAGACCGCAAAGAGCCAGGCGGUGGAGAGCGCCAGGAAACGGCAGCAAGAAGCCAGACGAGAAAAGGCCCUGUUAAAAGAGAAGAGGAAACUUAAGGAAGAAAGGUUUAAAGAACAAAAGAAAAGGAAAUUGCUCUCCACAGAUAUCCUUCAGGAUUUAACUGCACUUCCAGAGCAACAACUAGAGCAUUCUGAAGACAAAGAAACUUUUCAGGAAAAAGGUAGUCAACCAAAAUCUCAAACCAACAAGAAGCUUGAAAAGAAAUUGCGUCCUAAAAAAAGACUUCAAGACAACUAUAAUGUAGUGCGCCUGGAAGAUUACAAUCUGCUAAAUGUGCAGGAAGAGCGAGCAAAAACAUUUAUUCAGAAGACGUUGUAUGGGAAAUGGAAGAACAGGACAACAGCCAGUGAAUUUUUCUCCGUGUCAAGCAAAAUUGGUGAUGUUAAGAGGCCAGCGGUACAAUUUACCGACAAUACUUGGGCGAAAGAUGAGAAAAGAAGGGCAGAAAAGUUCAUGCAAAGUUUUAAAAACCGAAGGAAGAUAUGAAGGCAAUCUUGGCAGACAGAUGAUGGACUACAAUAUAGAAAAGAAAUACUCCGGGAAUCUACAAGUCAAAGAGGACUAGUCCAGUUAAUUCUGUCUUGUAUCCAGAAUGGCUAGUCUUGCUGUUUUAUUUAAUACAACUUCUUCAAGGAUACAUAGGCAUUCACAUGGUUCCUCCACAGUGGCCAAAAAUAUAUAUAUAUAUGAAACUGUACAACAUACAUGCAACUACGUAUACAUUGUACAAAUGAUAAAAUGCCACUGAGCAAAAUGUACAUAAUUACUUGUUUUGUUUUCUUUUUGAUGAUUAAAUUGAUAUACUGUAUCAAUCUGUUGCUUCUUA
Pelobates fuscus (common spadefoot toad) is the source of this 1054-nucleotide messenger RNA. It is a transcript of the gene NOL7, whose product is annotated as nucleolar protein 7. The transcript is spliced from 8 exons. The record is from RefSeq and is a predicted model, not a curated record. Gene Ontology annotation, cellular component: nucleolus; nucleus. NCBI's taxonomy places the organism in Eukaryota, Metazoa, Chordata, Amphibia, Anura, Pelobatidae. The coding region runs from base 40 to 714 and encodes 224 amino acids. Gene Ontology annotation, molecular function: RNA binding.